Molecule: messenger RNA, 1636 nt
Organism: Menidia menidia (Atlantic silverside)
Lineage: Eukaryota; Metazoa; Chordata; Actinopteri; Atheriniformes; Atherinopsidae
Source: the annotation of a GenBank genome assembly
UGGAAACAUGCGCUCAGUGGAGGCUCUGGGCGUUGCGCUGCACACAUCUCUGCUGCUGCUGCUGGUCCACGGCCUUCACAAGUCCAGAGACGGACUUUACAUGAAGGCUUUACAUCCCUUUUCGGUGCUGGACAGGUCAUCCGGACAUCCCUUGCCAACCUAUAUGAUGCACCUCUACAGGAAUUUCAAGUCAAAUUUAUCCAGGCCUUUGGACAUAAUGGAGCGGGACGCGGUAAAGAAAGCGGACACGGUAAAGAGCUUGAUGGCGAAAAUGGUGCCCUUUCGCUGCGUGCCAGACGACCUUAGAGGGCUUCAAUCCACAUCCAGCUCAGUGGGUCUGAUCCACAGACAAGGGCGCUGGGUGGCCACUUUCAAUCUACAUGCCCUCCUGGCUGAAAAACAUAUCCAGGCAGCAGAGCUCAGAAUCCGCCUUCCUCAAGCUCAAAGUGUUUCCAACAUCACAGUGGAGGUGUAUCACCAGCAGCAGGAGUUGGUGGGGCUGCUCACUCAGUCAACGUUGGCCACGUCAUCACGGAGCUGGAAAGUGUUCAACAUGACAAACCCUCUCCUGGGCUGGCUCAGGCAAAAAUCCAAAGCCAAAAUUCGAUACAAAAGAGUAUCAAGACCAAGGAAAGUGGUCAAGAAAAAGAGAGGCCUCUCUAUUGCCCACCACCCCCUUAAUGUUAAGGGCUCAAGAAAGGAGAAGGACGUGAGUGACCAGGCCUUGCUGGUCGUCUUCUCACACACGGGGUUUGACGAAAACUCAAAGGCUAAAGCAAGCUUGCUCCAUACAGCUGAACAAUCCAAGUUUUUGUCCCCUGCUGAUAUCAAAAGGGCCCACUGGCCAAAGAGGCGUAGGAGCAAACGGGGUCAGACAGAACAAACAGCAAGAAACCUGCAGGUGUUCAAGAGAGGGGGUGAAAAAUCUCUCUGUCGCAGAGUGGACCUGCAUGUCGACUUUAAUCAAAUUGGCUGGGGGUCCUGGAUCAUCUUUCCUAAAAGAUACAAUGCCUUCCGCUGUGAGGGUUCCUGCCUCGGACCUCUGGGAGAAGACGUAAAUCCAACGAAUCAUGCUUACAUGCAGAGUCUACUGAAACACUACCAUCCCGAACGAGUGGUACCGCCGUGCUGUGCUCCAACCAAAAUGAGUCCACUGAGCAUGCUGUACUAUGAGAAUGGAGAGAUGCUCCUUCGACACCACGAGGACAUGAUCGUUGAUGAGUGUGGCUGCCAGUGACGGACAACACAACCUCCGAGCAUGAACUUCGGAGCAGGAUGCGCCACAAUGUGUGCGAUCAUAAGGAAGCCAAGCGAUUUCUGAAAAAGAAAAAAGAAAAACACUUAGCCAGAAGGAAAAAGCUCUUUGAUAUUUUUUGACUGUGCACUGUUGGGUCCGAUGUAUGCACAGAGACCCGACUAUACAUUUGUGAUGAGGACCCUGAUUUGAGAGGAGGACAAUAUUAUAUCAAGAUGGGCUGAAAAACAAACUCAGUAAUAGCAGUGAGCUAUCAAUACAAAUCAUUUUAGAGUUUAUUCUCUGUUACUUAUCAGUUUAAUCUGUGUAAACAUGAAAUGGCAAUGUUGUUUAAUAUUCCAGCACUGUUUUAUUGUACAGCACCGUUUGUGUCACUGUAAA